Molecule: messenger RNA, 3108 nt
Organism: Cynoglossus semilaevis (tongue sole)
Lineage: Eukaryota; Metazoa; Chordata; Actinopteri; Pleuronectiformes; Cynoglossidae
Product: glycogen synthase kinase-3 beta-like
Exons: 11
Coding region: 655-1983 (442 amino acids)
Biological process (GO): insulin receptor signaling pathway; peptidyl-threonine phosphorylation; regulation of neuron projection development
Cellular component (GO): cytosol; cytoplasm; nucleus
Molecular function (GO): protein serine/threonine kinase activity; ATP binding
Source: RefSeq, a predicted model, not a curated record
CUAAAACUAUAAUAAUAUGCUUUAGCUUUGGCCAAACCGCUGCUGUCACCUGCUAGAUUCACAGCAAAAAUGUUCAGUGUUGCUUAAAAAUUGAUUUUUCUUUAAAAUAAUUUUUUCAUGGUGCCAAAACAGACUUCAAAAAAAUUGUCAAAUUUAACCAGCUUCAGGAACAACUUUUAUUUGACUUACAACCAGUUAUUAUUAUAUAAUAUUUUGACUGGUGUGCAACUAUUUUUCUCCAUGUUCAAGUUAUCAUGUGGUGUAAUGUAUUUAUGUACAUUUUUGUUUUGGUUCUCGUUAGCUACCGGUCUUAUAGCGUUCAUUUAAAGCGCAAAACGGUCUUCCCGCCCACCAUAAGGUGGUGUAAUUUAGACAAUGUUACUGUAUACUUUAAACUGUAGUUGUUUUUAAUUGUAAAUGGCAGUUGAGCAAAUCUGUGCUUUAACCAUAUUGAACUACAUUUCCCAGAUGUCUUCGCGAACGCUCCGUUUCUAGGUGUCUAGCAACAGUUCUCUGCUCCAGACAGCCGGCGGCAACCGGAGCGGUGUAUUACUGUGCUUCUCGUCAUUAGUCGCUCAAUUUUAAAUAUCAAAAAAUAAUAGUCGCUGGGUUGACAAAGUAAAAAAAACACAACCCUGAGCCCUGCACAGAGAUAUGAGCGGCAGCGGGCGGCCCAGGACCAGCUCGUUUGCUGAGCCGCCAGGUGUUCCAGGUGCCGGAGCCGCCGCUGCCACUGCGCCCGUCGGAUCAGCCGCUGCCGUGGGGAGCAGCACAGGAAAGUCCGGGGUCCCGCAGGCCUCCGGCACAAGCUCUUCGGGAUGUUCGAACCUAAAGCUAGCCAGAGACAGUGGGAAAGUUACGACGGUCGUGGCCACUCCGGGUCAGGGACCAGACCGUCCACAGGAAGUCUCCUACACUGAUAUCAAGGUCAUUGGUAAUGGGUCGUUUGGUGUCGUUUACCAAGCUCGACUCACAGACACCCAGGAGAUGGUGGCCAUCAAGAAGGUUCUGCAGGACAAGAGGUUCAAGAACAGAGAACUGCAGAUUAUGAGGAAGUUGGACCACAGCAACAUCGUCAGGCUACGAUACUUCUUCUACUCCAGUGGAGAGAAGAAAGAUGAAGUGUACCUCAACCUGGUGCUGGACUAUGUCCCAGAGACGGUCUACAGGGUGGCCAGGCAUUUUAACAAGGCCAAGAGCAUCAUUCCCAUUAUUUAUGUCAAGGUGUACAUGUACCAGUUGUUUCGCAGUCUGGCUUAUAUCCAUUCCCAGGGUGUUUGUCACAGAGACAUCAAACCCCAAAACCUUCUUGUUGACCCAGAGACUGCCGUCCUCAAACUGUGUGACUUUGGCAGCGCCAAGCAGCUGAUCCGUGGUGAACCCAAUGUGUCGUAUAUCUGCUCCCGGUAUUACCGGGCCCCGGAGUUAAUCUUUGGUGCCACGGACUACACGGCGAACAUCGACAUCUGGUCAGCAGGCUGUGUUCUGGCCGAGCUGCUGCUCGGACAACCCAUUUUUCCUGGAGACAGUGGGGUGGACCAGCUGGUGGAGAUCAUCAAGGUGCUGGGAACACCAACCAGGGAACAGAUCAGAGAAAUGAAUCCAAACUACACAGAGUUCAAGUUCCCUCAGAUCAAAGCUCACCCCUGGACCAAGGUGUUCAAACCUCGCACCCCUCCAGAGGCCAUAGCUCUGUGCUCUCGGCUGCUGGAGUACACGCCGGCCUCUCGUUUCUCUCCCCUAGAGGCCUGUGCACAUGCCUUCUUCGAUGAGCUGCGUCAGCCCAACACACGACUGCCCAGUGGCCGAGAACUGCCCAUGCUUUUUAACUUCAGCACCACAGAGCUGUCAAUCCAACCCCAGCUGAACUCCACCCUCAUUCCUCCUCACGCUCGCUCUCACACAGCUGCUUCCGCCCACGAUGUCACCGGUUCAGAUUCAUCUCAACACAGUUCAGUGCCGGGAUCUUUGAACAGCAUCUGAAGCAAAGUCUCACCUGUCUCUCUCUCUCUCUCUCUCUCUCUCUGUCUGUCUGUUGGCUUCCCCUUUGCCUCCCUGUCUCACCCAAACACACACACACACACACACACACACACACAUGUGUGUACAGCUUUCCUCUGUGCUGCUUGCUCUCCUUUCUUUUAGGCCAGUUUUUUACAGUAAAUACACUGAAGUCAACUCUUAGUUUCUUUGGCUGCAGAGUUGAAACUACAGCAGGAGAUUGUUACACACACACACACACACACACACACACACACACCCUCAUUCAGCUGCUCAGGUGGUUUGUGUAGAAGGUUCAAUAGUGGGGGCUGGUCCUCUGUUAUCAGACCUUUCUUUUUAAAAAAACAAAACAAAACAUUUUAAUUGUUUCUCUUCCUUUUCUUUAUAUUUGUCUUAUUUAUUUUAAAGUACAUUUUAUUCCUAGAGACUUCCUCACGUACAUGUGUUUUUUGUUCUUUCCCAUUUUUAUGUAUCCACAUGUGUUGUUUUUUUUUUUUUGUUUGUUUGUUUUUUGUUUUUUUUUUUUUAAAGUUGUUAAUAGUGAGGACUAACCACUGCCUGACCCCUGAGAACAGCAUUCACCUGGACAGGAGGUCACCGGGUGGAAACAAAGGUUUUUAUUUCAGCAGAACAGAGACAGUGAUUCACAAACUCUUACAAAAAAAAAGAAAAAAAAUCCAUAAAUCUGCAGCCACUUUAUUCAGAAGAUGUUGAUGAAUGUAUGAAAACACCAGCCUGGUGUCGAGGUGUAGACAGCGCCCACAGCUGGUGUGGAGAGGAAACGUUCAGCAGUGUUUGGUUGGAGGUCAACCCUUGUAUUCGAUGUUCUGUGGCUGCAUUAUUAUUAUUAUUAUUAUUAUUAUUAUUAUUAUUAUUAUUGUUGUUAUUUUUAAGCUAAAUGUUCCGACCCUUGUUCUGUUCCUACAGUUCCAUCUCCUUUUCCUUGAAACAGUGAUUUUAUUUAUAAUUCCAUUCACAAAUCAGGAGGGAAGUAGUUUUGAACCGUUGCAAGAAAAAUGUCCAGAACUUUUCUUGAUGUAUUUAGAGCCGUCAGUGUCAGUGGUGAAUUCUGAAUAAAAACUGACUCAAGUGUUGGUGUCGACCAAG